Molecule: messenger RNA, 4114 nt
Organism: Pieris brassicae (large cabbage white)
Lineage: Eukaryota; Metazoa; Arthropoda; Insecta; Lepidoptera; Pieridae
Exons: 15
Coding region: 144-2600 (818 amino acids)
Biological process (GO): phosphatidylserine exposure on apoptotic cell surface; engulfment of apoptotic cell; apoptotic process involved in development
Cellular component (GO): plasma membrane
Source: RefSeq, a predicted model, not a curated record
AUUUCAAAGCUUAAGUGUAAAUAUAUUAUGUGUUUUAAUGUUUAUUAGAAAGUGAAUUUUGCGAACGUUCUUUGGAAGAAAAUAAUGGAAUUCCAAUGCUAAAAAUGCAGCAACGUUUAAAACAAGGGACGUAGAAGAAUGCUAUGAUGGCGGAAUUUCUGCCCCUUUGCGACGUUCUAUUCAACGUGAUAUCGUUAGCCGGGUACUUUUGCGAUGUAGUAUUCGAUCUUGUCAUGGGCUACGCUCUCUUAGAGCGGGGUUAUAAGGGCACCUUUGCUGCGACGUUGUCGAUAGUUAUCACAUCACUAUUGAUAUCACAGGUGCUGUCAAUACGCUGGUACCUCCACAUGUGGUGGGCAAGCGAGGGUCGUAAAGGCCGACCGCCCUGGCUGCCUAUAUUGUUGCAUUGUCUGCAAUUGGGAGUCCUCUGGAGGUACGCGAGGUUAUUGGUUCCAGUUGAGCUUAGGCGUGUGAAACAUCAAGUGCGCGAUCUAUGCAUGCUACGGUUAGUCCACGCGUUCUGUGAAGCAGCGCCAAUGUUACUCUUGCAACUGCAUAUUCUGCUGAAGGAAGCUCACCGUGAACCAAUCUCCACGGAAUUGGGGGUGACACCUGAACCCAAUAUUGAUGAACCAGCUGCUAAUAGAGCCUUUGCCGAACUGAAUGUUAUAUCAGCUAGUUUGUCUUUAUUCUCCGUGUGCUGGGCGUUGGCGAGUUUCAGCAAAAAUGUCCGGAUGCAGAACGUACAUCGCUUGGUACUCACUUGGCUUGGGGUUAUAUUUCAAUUCCUGUGGCGGCUCGGGACCAUAUCAGCUCGCGUUUGUUCCCUCACCGUGUACGCUCUAGUCUAUGAAUACUGGGUUUUCUUAGUUAUAGGUCUCCACUGGGUGUCAAUGUUCCUUUGGCUGAUUUCACCGAAGAAUGUGUUCCACGGUGAGAGAAUCAGUCGUCCCAGGAAGGCGUAUCUCUCGGCUCUCAUCGCAUUUGUCUAUGUCUUCGCGUACAUCAACCUUCAGGACACAAAUCAUAGACAAAAAAUGGUGAUAUUCUACUGCGUGAUGAGCAUAGAGAACUGCAUACUGAUCACCGCCUGGUGGUGGUCCGGGGCCAGGGUGGGUCCGCCUCCUUCCCGGCUGGCGCCUGCGACAGCCGCCGCCUUCUUGGCUGGACUCGGCUGUAUGCUGCUCUAUUAUAGGUAUUUUCACGUAAGACGACUUGGCUACAUGUUGGGAGACCAACAAGGCACCAACAGUACCAAUGCCUCUUCAAAUAAUAAAAACGGAAAGUCCUGUCAAAAUGACCACACCGUAAUACCAGGGGUAUUCAAUUGUAGAUUCACUAAUCCUGUUAACAGCAGUGCUGCAAAUGGCCGAAAGAAAAAGAAGCCGACGUCUUUCGUGCCACCUCCCGCGGCUCCCGCACCUGCUGCCUUCUGGCGGAGACCUUUACCCGCGGCUCACAAUCAUCAUGUAAGGGUUCAAACGGCAUGGCUCGGCGGCUCAUCUGAAAACGAAGGCUCAAGCGUCGGCUCCCGCGUCAACAUCCAACAGAAACUACAAGAGAAGAAGCAAAAACAACUCGCGGAACUACGAGUUAUUGAAGAAGAGAUUAAACAGGGGAAAUUGGCGAAAACGACUCCAGUAGCCGUCGAAGAGAUUUACAGCAGUCUACAGAGGCAACCUAUACCCAGGGCCAAAACACACGCGGAACCAGCGUGGCCGAGCAUAGAAGUCACCCACUCCUACCAAAACUACCCAAUCCCAAACUACCCGACGUACACGGAAAUAAACACGGACGCAGAGAAACGCCAGUUUCAAGACAGAACAUUCUACGAAAAUCCAGCAAAUCUACGGGACGGACAAAGUCCAUACAUAAGCCGGACGUACGAGGCGAACAGAAUUAACAGUCCGCGAUUCGCGGACGUCACGUACGACACGGCCACAGAUAAAAGGCAAUACACGGAGGACAGACAGGAAUACGACCAGUUUAAAUACGAGGACAAUGUGCAGGGUAACCCCGAGAAUUUGAGGGUGUACGAGUGCCAGUUUAACUGUGUCUACCCAUAUUCAGGGUUGCAAGGAAAGAAAAUCGAGCAGAUUAAGAAAAUGCAAAGAUGUAGGACCCCGGAAAUAUUGCUGGCGCCGCAUUAUUUGGAGGGGUGCAAUAGACAAGUCUGCUGUCAUUGGCCCAGUACUUAUGGAAGAAAGAAAGAAGAUGGCGGCAGUAGCGCGGAACAAUCCAGUCCGGAGAAUGCGCGUGAGACGCCCAGACCGCCCAGUGAUAUCGAUAGUCAGAUAUCUCUGCCUCGCUCGUACACGUUACCACGUGAGUUCCGCUACUGGAGAAGGCGGCCAAGGUUUAGGGACGCUAAUCUUCCCAGCAAUAAUAGCAGUGAUGGUGAUGUCGACAGCGGAGACAAUGAAAGCGAUCAACGCUCAAAUUGUUCAGCGAGUCAGCUUCAUCCACAAACGUACGGUGAAUUCUACCGACCCCCUGACAUGAUCCCACGAGAUGAGAGAUACGACGGCGUUUAUGGGGCGUGUGAUAGGCGACCUAGACGUGCCAGGAAGCCUGGGCCUAAACCGGAAACUAAGUUAUAGUUUUGCCAUCUGUGGUCCAUAGACAAGACUGAACAAUAUGGAGUUAACAGCUGUCAGUUUGGCACUUGUCAUUUUUCACUGACACACUGUUUAUGACCAUAGUUUUAUCGCUAGUUUUUUUGUUAGUUCAAAGAAAUCAAAGUCAAAAAAUUGUAUGAGUUUACGUCAAUUGUUGAUGUUUUCUUGUAAUAAUGAUUAAACCUUUAUGAAAAGGUCAAUCAUAUUAUCCUUAAACAAUUGCUUUACUAAUUUAUUGCUUAGGAAACCUCAUUAACGAUUAUUAUAAGAUACUAUUACAUUAGACUUUGCACUCGAGGCAUUGUUCGCUCGCAUGAGCCGCCAACUCGAGACGAUUUCGGCCAAAUUAGAUAAACAUCUUUCAGGACCUUUAAAAUGCCAAGUAGCCAUGGCGAACACAAUGGGCCUUGCCUAGCCUUCCUUUUCCAUAUUUUGCUGGGGUUACAACACUCUUUCACUGCUCGUGUCUACACUAGAAAAGGGCGGGCGCCGUAUCGGCGUCGCUUAAGUUGACUUUUCAAAUGUGUUGUGCGCUGCUCGAGUGCAAAGGAAUUAAUAUCAAGUCAACAAAUUGUUUUUGCUCAAAUUUUACUUAUUUAGUUUAACAAACUUUUAAAUUACCUUUGGACAAUAAUAACGCGAUUGAUUUAACGCAAUAUUAAUCGUAUUACUAAGUGCGAAUAUUUAUAUAAGUUUCACUGAGACUAAAAUUUGUAUUAUAUUUAAAAAAAAAUCCGUCCAAUUAUUAGUAAAUUAUACAAAACAACAACAAAACCGAUGGGAGUUUAUGUAAACAAUGUAGAGCUGACUUAUUUUUAUUUUAUACCAAUGGAUACGGAUAGAUGAAAUGUUAGUCCCAAUGCUAUAUUUGCAAGGAAACCAGGGCCGGUUUUAGAGGUCUGGAGGACAACAAAGGGGGCCGUUCAAGUUUACGCUAUAAAAACUAUAGGGGAGAAAUGGUCUUUGAUUUUUUUUAUUUGGCGAUUACGUCAACAGUAAUUAUUAACAUUAUAACACACAUUGUCUCUGCUUUAAAACGAAAUUCAUUUUCGAGGAUUCGUACAAAAAAUUAACACGUUUAUGUACUAUUAUUGUUGAUGGGAUUAAUUGCAGUAAAUCUAUUUACGUAAUACUUGAAUGGCCCCAAACUAUUUUCCAAAAAAAUGAUUAAACAAAAAUUUCAUACGUUUUGCAAUCAUUGAUUUGUUGUAAAACCAAGUAGCUUCUUUUAGUAUUUAACAAACAUAAACAAUAAAAGCUGUUAGAAUUUAAAACAUGUCAAGCAAACCGCCAUUGUCUUGAAUUUCUGAUUUAUUCUGUUAUGUCAACUGUUACACGCUGACCACACCUCACAGGAUCCUAGUUAAAUCACAAUUAGUCCAAAUCAGUUGGCCCGUUGUAUUAAGUACUCCGUAGUAUUUAUUUGGUGUAGCCUAAUUGUACAAAAUGUAAUCGUAAAUGUAAAUAUUGGUGAAAUAAAAGUCUCUUCAAUGUUU